Molecule: messenger RNA, 852 nt
Organism: Purpureocillium lilacinum
Lineage: Eukaryota; Fungi; Ascomycota; Sordariomycetes; Hypocreales; Ophiocordycipitaceae
Molecular function (GO): N-acetyltransferase activity
Source: RefSeq, a predicted model, not a curated record
AUGAGGAUAAACAGUCAAACAGCCGUCUCAACGAGCAAGGUGCUGCUCGUGCCCUACGAGAAGCACCAUGUGCACAAAUACCACACAUGGAUGCAAGACCCCAGCAUACAAGAGGCGACUGCUUCUGAGCCACUGAGCCUAGAUGAGGAGUACGAGAACCAGGUGUCGUGGCGGGAGGCGCAUGACAAGCUCACGUUCAUCGCGUGCGAGCCUCUAGGGCCUGAGGGACCGCGCCAUGGCGCAGCGGUGAGAGACCAUGGUGCGAGGGAGGAGAAUAUGAGGGGCGACAUUAAUUUCUUCCUGUACCCGGAUGAGGAGGACGAGGAUGAAGUGGACGCGCCGUCGGCGGUAGGUGGUGAUGAGGCGGCGAGCGGAGAGCGGACGCGCUGGCUGGUCGGCGAGGUGGAUGUCAUGAUCGCACAUGAGGGCCAUCGCGGACGGGGCUUCGGCGGCGGAGCGGUGCGCGCACUGCUCGUGUACCUGCGGCGCAACAUGGAGGGCAUCCUCGCAGAGUAUCACCGCGCGGCCGGCGAGGACAGGCCAAGGUCCUCCUCCAUCUCCACCGGUCAGACAGCACCUGCGCAGCUCGGGGGCAACAGCAGCGACAGCGGCGGCGGCGGCGAUGGUGGGCACGAGGGUACCACCGCCCCAGUGCGGCUACGAGGCCUGAUGGCCAAGAUCAAGGAGGGCAACGCGGGCAGCCGGGCGCUGUUCGCGGGGCUGGGGUUCGUGCAGCGCGGCGAGGUGAAUUACUUUGGGGAGGUGACGGUGGUGAUGGGUUGGGAAGAGGCGGCGAGGAGGGCGGCGGAGUGGGAGGCCGGGGAGGCGUACAGCGAGGUUCAUCUGCGGUAG